Molecule: messenger RNA, 381 nt
Organism: Parnassius apollo (apollo)
Lineage: Eukaryota; Metazoa; Arthropoda; Insecta; Lepidoptera; Papilionidae
Source: the annotation of a GenBank genome assembly
AUGACAGAGACCACGGUUGCAACUGCCACCACGGCGGCGUCCGAAGAAAACGGACAGAAGGAUGAAGCCGCACAGAAGGAGACGACCAAGAAGACUCCAGAGGAUAUUCUGGACAAGGGCGUUCAUGGCUCCGCCACAACCCUUAAGCCAAAGGGGGUCAGUCGUGGACACUUCCUCGUCGACUGCCAGAAGUUCCAGAAGAUGUCAGUGCAAGAUCGAUGGGCAACAGUAAAGAAAAGUCACGUUUGCUUCAAAUGUCUUCAAGGAAAACAUCGAAAGGAGAGCUGCAAGAAACCACCAUGUAAGGAAUGCAAGAUGUGGCAUCAUCAUUUGCUGCACGUCGAUUCAGAAAACAGGACCUCGGGAGAGAAGAAGGCGUAA